Messenger RNA from Rhizophagus irregularis DAOM 181602=DAOM 197198, 1317 nucleotides. RefSeq lists its product as uncharacterized. Lineage: Eukaryota; Fungi; Glomeromycota; Glomeromycetes; Glomerales; Glomeraceae. The record is from RefSeq and is a predicted model, not a curated record.
AUGGCUUCUACACUUCCAACACUCUGUUUUGACGAGAUAUUCGGAUAUUUGCGUGGCGAUACUCCUUCUUUGUAUGCAUGUGCCCUGGUUAACCGUAACUGGGGGUGGCAUGCCAUUCGAGAAUUAUGGCGUGAUCCGCUCAUCGUUGUCAAGUCUCCAAACCGUCGAGAAAAACUUUUUAACUUGCUUCUGUUAUUCCUUGAUGAUUCUAAUGCUAAGUCAUUACGUGAACCAUACCUGACAUAUAUGAGAAAACUCAACUUUGCGGAACUUGUGAAAGCCGGUAAAAUUCAGAAUAAAAUCAGCCUGAGAUUAAUUAAAGCGCUCUCUCGUGCGAUCGUCAGCCAUAGCAACAAUCUUCAGGAGCUCGAUAAUGACCUAAUCGCACCUCUCUUUCAGAACCGUCUUUAUAUAAAAAGAAAUACAUUGAUAGUUCCACAAUUCAACUUUUUUAAAUUUCCAGGCGCUAAUAUUUCUUUUACCAAUUUGAAGUGCUUAUUCAUUGACAACCUGAAUGCUUAUCAGAUUUUGAAAUCUGCCGUUAAUAUUGCUCCAAGCCUUGUUGAGAUUACCAUACGUUUAUACUGCGAAAAUUACUUAGAUAGACGUGACACAAUGACUUAUAAAAACGAGGAAUUACUUCCCACGACUUCAUUAACCUUACUUAAUUCAUUUCUAAAAUUGGAACGCUUUAAUAUUAUCGAAGGUCCAAGGACUAGAUGGCGAGCUCUUGAUGCUGAUAUAUUUCUGUGUCAAGUUGGUCAUAAACUUCCCACAACAGUCAAUCAUUUUGGAUUCGAUAUCGAUUGUGAAUUUUCUGUUGUAGCUCUUAACAAGUUCCUUAGUUGCACUGCGCAUCACAUAAAGACACUUUCAUUCGCUAGAUGCACGAAAUUCAACAAAAAUCAUUUGAAAGCCAUCUAUCAGCAUAAAGAUUUACAAAUCGACGCAUUGAACAUCCCUUGGCCUGGAAAUUUUGAUAAAUUUACUUUAUACAAGGCAAAAAAGCGAAUUACGACAGUUCGUUUCGAUUCCACUGGAACCAAUAAAUUUAAUGAUUCUGACGCUUCCGACAAUGAAGUCUAUAACACUGACGAUUCGUACUUUAGACGCAAUAAACGUGACUAUUAUAACCAAGCGUAUGAUAGUAGUUCUGAUCACGACUCAAGCGCAUCGUACGCCGAGCGUCGUAGUCGCUACUAUUAUGAAGAAGAUAAUGAUUCCUUUUUUAUUACAAGCGAAAAAGAAAUAUUCGGCAAUGAUAAAUACUACGAAUGUUGUAAUAAAUCUAGCAGUGAAGAGGAUGAAGAUAGGUAG